Durusdinium trenchii is the source of this 1381-nucleotide messenger RNA. The record is from the annotation of a GenBank genome assembly. NCBI's taxonomy places the organism in Eukaryota, Dinophyceae, Suessiales, Symbiodiniaceae.
GUUGAAGUUGGUUUAUUUUGGUCGGAUCGUAGAGUUGGUAUUGCUAUGCAGAGAUUCGGCAGUUGAAUCCGGCACAACUUCGGAGACUUGAGUGACUUUUGUGCUAGGCUAUAUUCAUGUUUUGCAAGGGUAAACUGAAGCUUAAAGUCACUGCUCGUCCAAUUCAAAUGACUCAUGUGAUUUUGUGAGGUUGUCAUCGUGGGGUUGCAUUCUUCAAGUGCCGCAAGAAGCAGCUCAGACGGUCCGCACCCAGGUGAGCUUUGCUGACAUUCGUGUCAGGAUGGCGCGAACCAGCUGGUACGAGAUGACCUUCACAUCAAAUGCCGAGACUAUGGAGGAAGACCCCUUUACGGCUACCCAAGAGGCAGAAGCAAAUGCAACAAGUGCUCAUGAGGCUCAGGAAGCUCAUGAAGGGGACGAGCCAAGAGACACACCGUUUGACCUGGCUAGAGAUGCACGGGCCUUGCAUGAAAACGGUACAUGUGAUCCAUGUGUCUUCUUGGCUUCGGCUCAUGGAUGUUCCAAGGGGUUGGACUGUGAAUUCUGUCACCUGCACCAUCCAGAGGCCAAUUCUUCCAGCUUCACCCGCCCAAGGAAGGAGCGUCGCAUGAGGAUGAAGCGGCACAUUCUGCAGCAUCUCCAAGGACCCGAUCCAGAUGAAAUGCAGCAAGCCUUGCAACGAGAAGCUCGACGCAGUCCGUAUAUGCGCUUCAUCAUCCCAUCCCAAAUCAAUCUUCAUUUGGGGGAGCCUACACCUGCUUCCACGAGUGAUGAUAAUAUGUGAGGCAACCAUCGUCACAAAUCAGUGAGUACCUCUGUCAGAUCCAGAGCAUCUCGGGGGCACUCUUGUAACACAGCGUUCCGACUUUAACAGUUUUUGUCUAUCCAGCAUCAGCCAGGCCCACUGGCCGGCGGGUAAUAUGACGUUGACCAGGGAUUCGCACAGCAUAGUUGAAAUGAAUGCAAUUAGCUUGUUUCAACCAACCAUGACAGGAGAAAUGAUUAGCACAGCAAGGCAACAAGUCAUAAGCGAGAUCCUGAGCGUAGAAAUCGACCUUCCAUGUCUUUAGGUGGCCCCUUUUGGAGCCAGACCAAGAGGACCCGAGUCACAGCUGAGGUGGCAAAGUUGUUUGUCCAGAUUUUGUGACUGAUUCUUCUCCCGGCGACCGAACAGAGCUGCAAUCUAUUUGCGACCGAACUGAGCAGAGUGAUGCUGAAACUCCUCGAUCGGCGACUUGUAGAGGGGCCGAUCCGAUCUGGGUCGACACAGACAUCAGGGCUUCGACGCAGCCAAUGACCAGUCACACCUCGGUGGAACGCACAAGAAUGUCAUCAAACAUUUGCUGGAAUCACGCGCAGGGAGGACAAAAAGGAGCCAAGG